AUGUCUCAAUCAAAGUAUCUUUGUCGAAAUGAAAUUGAUCCAACAAAUAUUCCAAGAGAUAAAAAUGAUUUUAUUUGUUGGUCAUGUUCGAGUCGAAUAAAAUCAAUCAAGGAUGGAAUCAUGAAUGAAUUGGAAAUAAUUGGUGUAAACUCUGCUACUGCUGCAGUAUCAACACCAAUGUGUACAAUAAAUCCAACAUUCAAUAUCAAUCCAUCUUGCAAGCCAACAAUGACAAUCAAUCCAACAAUGUCAUUUAAUCCGACAACGACAAUUAAUCCAACAACGACGAUGAAUCCGAUAUUUAACAAUACAUCAAGUAUUCCACCUCAACAUGGUCAAGCAACACCACAACAUGUUAUUAUUGAUAUUGAUCCAAGCAUUUCUGAAAUAAUGACUAUUGGUGGUGUUCAUUCUAAAGCAAUUGUAUGGAGUCCACAUCAACAAGGUUUAUUAGUAAUUGGUAGUGGAAUAGCUGAUAGAUAUAUUCGAUUCCGGAAUACAUUAACUGCACAAAGUUUACAACGUUGUCCAGCAAAUGAACAUAAAUUUGUUAAAAAUGAUAAUGAACAAAUAACAGUUGCUGAUUAUUUUAAUGAUAAAUGGAAAAUUUGUUUACUUCAUCCACAAUUACCUGUUGUUGAAUUAUAUAAUCUAGCUGAUAAAAAUAAAACAUAUUUUUUACCAAUAGAAUUAAUUACUAAUGAUAAAUAA
Molecule: messenger RNA, 711 nt
Organism: Rotaria sp. Silwood1
Lineage: Eukaryota; Metazoa; Rotifera; Eurotatoria; Philodinida; Philodinidae
Source: the annotation of a GenBank genome assembly